CAAGCCUCCUACUCCCCUCCCCCCUCUCCCACUCCAAAACCGAAAGUUUCUCCGAGUCUCAUCUCCUCGCGUGCCAAUGCUGCCUUCGGCCGGGGCGGAUGAUGGGUAUCCGCCAAUAGGGUUCUACUUCCGCCCCUCCGACCGCCUCAUCAUCGGGGGGGUACCUCGGCCCCAUGGCGAUCCACGGGCAGAACUGCGCCCUCCACAGGCAGGACAUGGUGCAGGGCGUGGACGUCUUCGCCGCGACCCCGGACGCGCUCCCCUUCGACCAGAGGCUUCACGUGAGGGGGAACGGCGACGUGCGGGCGCACUUCUUCGGGGACCGGCCCACCGACAUCCGUGGCCGCGAGGUGCCCGGCGGGGCCUGGCUGCCGUGCGGCGUCGGCGGCGAGGAGAAGGCGUACUCCGGCGCGGAUGGCGAGGAGACCGUCGCGUACCGGCGCAAGUACGAGUUCCGCUACCACCGCGACGAAGCCGGCGGCGGGGAGACGGUGGUGCCCGAGCACGAGCAGCCGAGGUGGCGGUGGCGGAUGAAGGAGUACCGGCUCAACAAGGAUGCCGCCGCGUUCCACCGCGCGCGGGCGCAGCCCAACCCCAAGGCGAACCUGGAUUGCGUGGUCCGUGUGAUCUACACCAAGGAGGACGACGAUGUCUUCGAGGGUGAAGAGGAUCUCCCCAUGGACGUCGACGAGUUUGACUCCGAGGAUGAAUACGCCGACGACUCCAUGGCGGCGACGGUGGAGUAGAGUGCGCUCGGUUGCGUCUGUCGAGGAUACGAUCGGUAGGUGCUACUCUACUUGCAUCCCUCUUCCAGGCGAUCUGAGAGUUCGAGAAGCUGGCUCGGCAUGCCUCCCAUCAUCUACUUGUUGGCUUAUUAGCAGCAGUUAAAAUUCGAUUUGUUUUUUUUUCCUCGUCAUAUUCUGUUUUCCGAUCUUACCUCUCAACCGCUAACGAUACUAGGGCAUACUUUGGUUCCCAUGAUUGUAGCUGGGCUGUGGCUGCACUGAAGCAGCCGUAUCAUCAUUUUGCUACUGGGCAAUGUUUUUUUUUUUACCAAGGAAACUAUGCUCACUGCCGGUUUUAUAGCAUAACCCCAAAAUUAAGUUGGUGAAAUAUGUACA
Messenger RNA from Oryza brachyantha (malo sina), 1121 nucleotides. RefSeq lists its product as uncharacterized. Gene Ontology annotation, molecular function: DNA binding. The record is from RefSeq and is a predicted model, not a curated record. Lineage: Eukaryota; Viridiplantae; Streptophyta; Magnoliopsida; Poales; Poaceae. The coding region runs from base 174 to 746 and encodes 190 amino acids. Gene Ontology annotation, biological process: regulation of DNA-templated transcription. The transcript has a single exon.